Molecule: messenger RNA, 576 nt
Organism: Zingiber officinale
Lineage: Eukaryota; Viridiplantae; Streptophyta; Magnoliopsida; Zingiberales; Zingiberaceae
Product: putative wall-associated receptor kinase-like 16
Exons: 1
Coding region: 1-576 (191 amino acids)
Biological process (GO): protein phosphorylation; cell surface receptor signaling pathway
Cellular component (GO): plasma membrane
Molecular function (GO): protein serine/threonine kinase activity; ATP binding
Source: RefSeq, a predicted model, not a curated record
AUGGAUUACACAGCAAAAAUUUCAGACUUUGGAGCUUCAAAGAUGAUUCCCAAGGGGGAGAAACAAUUUGCUACAUUGUUGCAAUUCACUCAUGGUUAUAUUGAUCCAGAGUGCUUGAUGACAUAUGAGUUGACCUAUAAAAGUGAUGUUUAUAGCUUUGGUGUGGUUCUCUUGGAGCUAUUUACAGGUAAGAAGGUUAUUAGUUUCGAAGAAUCUGAAGAACAAAAGAGUUUGGUGUCGACUUUUACUAUGUUGGAGAAGCAAAAUAGGGUUUCAGAUAUCUUAGACAAUCAAGUGAAAUUGGAAGGUAAUAUAGAAUUUAUUCAAGAACUUACCGCACUUAUUAAGGAAUGUUUAAAGUCGAAGGGAGAAGAUAGACCAACAAUGAAGGAAGUGGCUGAGGAGCUAAAUGGAUUGAGAACUCUUAAGAAACACCCGUUCAUAGUACAACACAAUGUUGAAGAAAUGGAGAGCUUGCUCAGUGGGUUGCCAAAUGAUAAUCGUGCUAAUUCCAAUACUAUUUUCAAUAUUGAGAGAAGACUCACAAGACGGAGCAAUAUACAAGGCUGGCUGUAA